UUGAAUUUGUUUUCUUUUCAUAAAGUAAACAAAUGACCCUUGGGCAGUGUCGUCUGCAGGGCUCUAGCAGUUACUGCUGCUGUCUGUUGUUUGCUCGGGCUGACUCGGAACAGUGACGCUUCCUUCUCAGCUGGGAUAUUUUUGUCUAGAACCAUUGCGGGUUCACAAUGAGCCAAGCGCUGACCGUCCGAGUUUCCUUGUCUCACUCAGCCUAGACUGUGUGUAUCCACAAGGUUCCGGCGAGAGCCCACAGGUGCAUUAUUUCUCUCUGCUUUUGUUUGUGAGGAAGGGGGAGGCCUCAGAGCCCAUGACGGGCAGGCUCGGUAGUCUUACAAGUGCAUGCUUGGGAAUUCCGUACAGUGUUUUUGUAAGAAGACAAAGCUGCUUAGCCCCAGACAUGAGGAGAACCAGUUGCAUAGGGCAUGGAGCUGGAGGACUAUGAACAGCCCGUGGUUCUAAGAGAAGACAACCUCCGCAGGCGCCGGAGGAUGAAGCCGCGCAGCGCAGUAGGCAGCCUGUCUUCCAUGGAGCUCAUUCCCAUUGAGUUUGUACUGCCGACGAGCCAGCGCAUCAGCAAGACUCCAGAAACAGCGCUGCUGCACGUGGCUGGCCACGGCAAUGUGGAGCAGAUGAAAGCUCAGGUGUGGCUGCGUGCACUGGAGACCAGUGUGUCCGCGGAAUUCUACCACCGCUUGAGCCCGGACCACUUCCUUCUGCUCUACCAGAAGAAGGGACAAUGGUAUGAGAUCUACGACAGGUACCAGGUAGUGCAGACCCUAGACUGCCUGCGCUACUGGAAGAUGAUGCACAAGAGCCCUGGCCAGAUCCACGUGGUACAGCGACACGCACCUUCCGAGGAGACCCUGGCUUUCCAGAAGCAGCUCAACUCCCUGAUUGGCUACGACGUCACUGACAUUAGUAACGUGCACGAUGACGAGUUGGAGUUCACCCGCCGCCGUCUGGUCACACCCCGCAUGGCUGAGGUGGCUGGCCGGGAUGCCAAACUCUACGCCAUGCACCCUUGGGUGACAUCCAAACCUCUCCCAGACUACCUGUCAAAAAAGAUUGCCAAUAAUUGCAUCUUCAUCGUCAUCCACCGCAGUACCACCAGUCAAACCAUCAAGGUCUCGGCAGAUGAUACUCCUGGCACCAUCCUUCAGAGCUUUUUCACCAAGAUGGCCAAGAAGAAGUCCCUAAUGAAUAUCCCAGAAAGUCAAAGUGAGCAGGAUUUUGUGCUGCGAGUCUGUGGCCGCGAUGAGUACUUAGUGGGUGAAACGCCCCUCAAAAACUUCCAGUGGGUGAGGCAGUGCCUCAAGAACGGAGAUGAAAUACACCUGGUCCUCGACACGCCUCCGGACCCAGCCCUAGACGAGGUGAGAAAGGAAGAAUGGCCACUCGUGGACGACUGCACUGGAGUCACCGGCUACCAUGAGCAGCUGACCAUCCAUGGCAAGGACCACGAGAGUGUGUUCACAGUGUCUUUGUGGGACUGUGACCGAAAGUUCAGAGUCAAGAUCAGAGGCAUUGAUAUCCCUGUCCUGCCUCGGAACAGCGACCUCACUGUGUUUGUAGAAGCUAACAUCCAGCACGGGCAACAGGUUCUUUGCCAAAGGAGAACCAGCCCUAAACCCUUCACCGAAGAGGUACUCUGGAAUGUGUGGCUGGAGUUUGGCAUCAAAAUCAAAGACUUGCCCAAAGGCGCCCUAUUGAACCUCCAGAUCUACUGCUGCAAAACUCCAGGACUGUCCAGCAAGGCUUCUGCAGAGACGCCAGGCUCCGAGUCCAAGGGCAAAACCCAACUUCUCUAUUAUGUGAACUUACUGUUAAUAGACCACCGGUUCCUCCUCCGUCACGGGGACUAUGUGCUCCACAUGUGGCAGAUAUCUGGGAAGGCCGAAGAGCAGGGCAGUUUCAAUGCUGACAAGCUCACAUCAGCAACCAAUCCUGACAAGGAAAACUCAAUGUCCAUCUCUAUCCUCCUGGACAACUAUUGUCACCCCAUAGCCCUGCCUAAACAUCGACCCACCCCAGACCCAGAAGGAGACAGGGUUCGAGCUGAAAUGCCCAAUCAGCUUCGAAAGCAGCUGGAGGCCAUCAUAGCCACAGAUCCACUUAACCCGCUCACAGCGGAGGACAAAGAAUUGCUCUGGCAUUUCAGAUACGAAAGCCUGAAGCAUCCGAAAGCCUAUCCUAAGCUAUUCAGCUCAGUGAAAUGGGGACAGCAAGAAAUUGUCGCCAAGACGUACCAGCUGUUAGCCAGAAGGGAGAUCUGGGAUCAAAGUGCCUUGGACGUUGGCUUAACCAUGCAGCUCCUGGACUGCAACUUUUCUGAUGAGAACGUAAGAGCCAUUGCAGUCCAGAAACUGGAGAGCUUGGAGGAUGAUGACGUGUCUCAUUACCUUCUCCAGCUGGUGCAGGCUGUGAAAUUUGAGCCAUACCAUGACAGCGCGCUGGCCAGAUUCCUGCUGAAGCGUGCCUUGAGAAACAAAAGAAUCGGUCACUUCUUGUUCUGGUUCUUGCGAAGUGAGAUAGCCCAGUCCAGACACUACCAGCAGAGGUUCGCUGUGAUCCUGGAAGCAUACCUGAGGGGCUGCGGCUCGGCCAUGCUGCAGGACUUCACACAGCAGGUCCAGGUGAUCGAGAUGUUACAGAAAGUCACCAUUGAUAUUAAAUCUCUCUCUGCUGAGAAGUAUGACGUCAGUUCCCAAGUUAUUUCACAGCUUAAGCAAAAGCUUGAGAACCUGCAGAAUUCCAAUCUCCCCAAGAGCUUUAGAGUUCCCUAUGAUCCUGGACUGAAAGCAGGUGCCCUGGUGAUUGAAAAGUGUAAAGUGAUGGCCUCCAAGAAAAAGCCCCUGUGGCUUGAGUUUAAAUGUGCUGAUCCUACAGUCCUAUCCAAUGAAACCAUUGGAAUCAUCUUUAAACACGGUGAUGAUCUGCGCCAAGACAUGUUGAUCUUACAGAUUCUACGCAUCAUGGAGUCCAUUUGGGAGACGGAGUCUCUGGACCUGUGCCUUCUGCCAUAUGGUUGCAUCUCAACUGGUGACAAGAUAGGAAUGAUUGAGAUUGUGAAGGAUGCUACAACCAUUGCUCAGAUUCAGCAAAGCACCGUGGGUAACACGGGAGCGUUCAAGGAUGAAGUCCUGAACCAUUGGCUCAAGGAAAAAUGCCCUAUUGAAGAAAAGUUUCAGGCAGCAGUCGAGAGGUUUGUUUACUCCUGUGCAGGCUACUGCGUGGCCACGUUUGUUCUUGGAAUAGGUGACAGGCACAACGACAACAUUAUGAUCUCAGAAACAGGGAACCUAUUUCACAUAGACUUUGGACACAUUCUUGGGAAUUACAAGAGUUUCCUGGGCAUUAAUAAAGAAAGAGUGCCAUUUGUCCUAACCCCAGACUUCCUGUUUGUGAUGGGGACUUCUGGAAAAAAGACAAGCCCACACUUCCAGAAAUUUCAGGACGUCUGUGUUAGGGCUUAUCUGGCUCUGCGCCACCACACGAACCUGCUCAUCAUCCUGUUCUCCAUGAUGCUGAUGACAGGAAUGCCCCAGCUAACGAGCAAAGAAGACAUUGAGUAUAUCCGGGAUGCCCUCACAGUGGGGAAGAGCGAGGAGGAUGCUAAGAAGUACUUCCUUGACCAGAUUGAAGUUUGCAGAGACAAAGGAUGGACUGUGCAGUUUAACUGGUUCCUACAUCUUGUUCUUGGCAUCAAACAAGGGGAGAAGCACUCCGCUUAAUAUUUGGUGAGAGAGCCAAAAGCAAUUUCACGUUCUAACACUUUUUAAUCAGCGUGUCAGUCAUCAGAGUUAGAUUUAAAAUGCAGUAGGACUCUCACUGAACACUGAACUUCAGAAAUACAGCUCUUUCCCCAGCUGAA
Molecule: messenger RNA, 3871 nt
Organism: Acomys russatus (golden spiny mouse)
Lineage: Eukaryota; Metazoa; Chordata; Mammalia; Rodentia; Muridae
Gene: Pik3cg
Product: phosphatidylinositol-4,5-bisphosphate 3-kinase catalytic subunit gamma
Exons: 11
Coding region: 423-3731 (1102 amino acids)
Biological process (GO): phosphatidylinositol 3-kinase/protein kinase B signal transduction; phosphatidylinositol-3-phosphate biosynthetic process; phosphatidylinositol-mediated signaling
Cellular component (GO): plasma membrane; cytoplasm; phosphatidylinositol 3-kinase complex, class IB
Molecular function (GO): 1-phosphatidylinositol-3-kinase activity; 1-phosphatidylinositol-4-phosphate 3-kinase activity
Source: RefSeq, a predicted model, not a curated record